AUGUGUGAAGCACUCAAUUUGUCUUUAUUUAGCCCAAAAAAGGACUUGUGUGAUAUUUGUGAGUCUUACAAAGCUGGUAAUGUUUCAGAUAUUGACUAUAAGACUCAUCGUGAUAAGAAAGACGAGGCUCGAAAAGAACUCGCUAAGGAAAUUUUCACGGAACACGAAGUCCUUACCAUGGAUUUACAAUCCGUGCUUUUAAGCCCACGUUCGAAUGUUUCGCCACUCUACUAUACGACCAAACUCAUUGUGCAUAAUUUCUCACUUUACGAUUGUAAAAGAAAUUGGGGCUACUGUUAUAUUUGGAACGAAUGCGAAGGAAAACUGACGAGCAAUGAAUUUUCGACUAUAAUCGUGACAGCUCUCGAAAAGUUGAGGACACAAAACACAACGCAACAUAAUAAGGAAAUAAUUAUCUACAGUGACGGUUGUACCUACCAGAACCGAAAUGUGGUACUAUCGAAUGCUCUACUGAAUUACAGCAUGGAAAAGAAAGUAACCAUCAAACAGAAGUACCUCGAAAAAGGGCAUACGCAAAUGGAGUGCGAUAGUAUGCACUUGGUCAUAGAAAGAGCGUUAAAAAAUAAAAAGAUAAAUAUUCCGGUCGACUAUGUUUACAUAGCCAAAACUGAUUGCAAGAAAAAUCCCUAUGACGUACAGUAUCUCUAUCACCACUUCUUUAAAGAUGUUGAACAUACUUUGGAGUUCUACAAAUCAAUCAGACCUGGAAAAAAACAGGUGACCCUACAGUCACAAACAUAA
Molecule: messenger RNA, 762 nt
Organism: Parnassius apollo (apollo)
Lineage: Eukaryota; Metazoa; Arthropoda; Insecta; Lepidoptera; Papilionidae
Source: the annotation of a GenBank genome assembly